UUUUUUGAGCAGGGGCAUACCGUUCUCGAUUCUGGUGCCCGGCAUGGUAUGCCACGGAGUCCAAAUGUUGGAAUGUGGAAACGCACAAGUCACCGUGUUGAAGGCCUAAUCGCCUCAAUAGAAAUUCAGAAAUUUCAUCUCCAGUUAUUACACCGUCUAGAAGCUCUGUAGUUCCAGUGAAGAACUUCAGUAUUCACUCGAUGAUGAAUUCAUCUCUUAUUCGCGCCUCUACGUUUCAUGUCCCUCCUCUUCAAUGCACCACCACAAGGAAUAACGUGGUUACGAGUCCAAAUUAUGCAAUUGAAGGAAGAAAUUUAAGUUAUUCAAUUACAACAAAGCAAGGAAAAAAUGUCCCAAUUUUACAAGAUUGUUCUAUUACAAUACCUUCUGGUCAGUUAUGGAUGCUUCUUGGACCUAAUGGUUGUGGAAAAUCUACCCUUUUAAAGGUAUUGGCUGGGUUACUGAAUCCAACUCAGGGGAACAUGUAUGUUAAAAGGCCUAAGAGCUUCGUUUUCCAGAACCCCGAUCACCAGGUUGUGAUGCCCACAGUUGAAGCAGAUGUUGCAUUUGGUCUUGGAAAAUUUGAUCUUACUCAGGAUGAAGUUAAAUCCAGGGUUGAAAAGGCAUUAGAUGCAGUGGGGAUGUCGGACUACAUCCAGAGACCAGUUCAAACGCUUAGUGGUGGACAGAAACAAAGGGUGGCUAUUGCCGGGGCUCUAGCUGAAACAUGUGAAGUGUUAUUACUGGAUGAGCUUACAACAUUUUUAGAUGAAAGUGAUCAGAUGGGAGUGAUAAAGGCAGUUAAGAACUGUUUAGGCGGUGAUGUAACAGCAUUGUGGGUAACCCAUCGAUUAGAAGAGCUUGAGUUUGCGGAUGGUGCAGUCUAUAUGGAAAAUGGGAGAGUCAUAAUGCAAAGUGACACUAAAAGUAUCAUGGCAGUCUUAAAAGAGAGGAUAUCCUCUUACUCUGACCAGAUAAAUUUGUAAAAGUGUAGCUAUAUCUGUGGAGGUUCUUGUUCUUUCUGCAAAGCUGUUGAAGUCCUACUCUGUGUUCCUGCAGAAGUGUCAUUUGUUGUUCCAAGGACCGGAACUAAGCAGAACUGCCCAGGGCCACAUACUGUGGGAGGGAGGGACUGCAUCUAUCAUACUCAUGUUUCCUUUCCCCCUUUUUAAUUUCUAUAAUUUAUUGUAUUAAUUAAUUUAGUCAGAUUACAGUAAACACAACAAUUUUCUUGUGACAUUCAGAUCAAAAUAUUUGUAGAA
Papaver somniferum (opium poppy) is the source of this 1262-nucleotide messenger RNA. Its product is annotated as ABC transporter I family member 10-like. Gene Ontology annotation, biological process: transmembrane transport. Gene Ontology annotation, molecular function: ATP binding; ATP hydrolysis activity. Lineage: Eukaryota; Viridiplantae; Streptophyta; Magnoliopsida; Ranunculales; Papaveraceae. The record is from RefSeq and is a predicted model, not a curated record. The transcript is spliced from 6 exons. The coding region runs from base 201 to 986 and encodes 261 amino acids. Gene Ontology annotation, cellular component: chloroplast envelope; membrane.